Messenger RNA from Petromyzon marinus (sea lamprey), 3526 nucleotides. RefSeq lists its product as uncharacterized. Gene Ontology annotation, molecular function: GTPase activator activity. The record is from RefSeq and is a predicted model, not a curated record. NCBI's taxonomy places the organism in Eukaryota, Metazoa, Chordata, Hyperoartia, Petromyzontiformes, Petromyzontidae. Gene Ontology annotation, biological process: signal transduction.
AGCGAACCACACAACCAGCGGGUCACCCGCACGCGAUACGCACAGAGCCCACGGUGGUUUGGGGGGGGGGGGCCCACAUCGAGAGAGACAGAGACGACCGAGGGACCGCGGAAGGGCUCUUCCGAUUGGGGAGCGCACUGCAAGGGGGCAGCUUCAGACAUGCAGACAGCAGAAUGGACCCCGCCGGCCGUGUCUCCCUCCCAGAAGUCUCCGCGGCGAACAUUCUUCAGGAGGAGGCACCGGGAGGACACAUGGCCCUCCGAGAGGGCCCAGCUCGGGCAGCCCGAAGCCGAACCCCCGGAGCCCCACCAGCGCCACCUCUUCGGAUGCCCCAUGGAGGACCUCUGGGAGGAAGGGCUCGCGCCCCGGGCAAUCAGGGAGCUCCUAGGACGGCUCUGGAGGCGAGCUCCCUGGGAGCCGGGGGUGUUCAGGCGAAGCCCGGGUUUCCGCACCUCGCGGGAAAUCCGCAACAAGAUCAACGCCAACUCCCCAGCCGGCCAAUGGGAGCACGGCUCGCCCGUUGCCCUGGCAACCAUCCUCAAGGAAUUCCUUCGCUCCGUCCCUGGAGGGUUUUUCCCUCGCGACAGCUACGAGCAGUGGGUGGCUGCCGUGGGCUGUCCGGACGACCCCUGGGAACCAGAAGCCACCGUUCGGAGGAUUGAGACAAUGCUGUGCAGCGUGUCGCUCGAGCGUCGCGCUCUGAUUGGCUCGGUGUUCCGCCUGCUGCGCCGCGUCGCCGACAACGCGCACUGGAGUCACAUGACCUCGUUCAGCCUAUCGGUGUGCACGGCUCCCAGCAUGCUCUGGGCCCCCGGAGAGAUCGACCGAAGGCAGGAGGGCGACGUCAUCGACAAGAUCGUCGCCUUCGUGCAGUUUCUGAUCGACCACUGCCACGAGGUGUUUGGGGAGGUGGAUGCUACGGAUGACCCCAACUUCGACCUCCCAGACAAUGGGGAUCGCGGUGAUGCUCAAACCAGCCACACGGCUCAUCACCACCACCAUCAGCUGCACGUCAACCUUCCACUCAUAGCCGAAUCUGACCUCCAACUCACUCCCGAUCCAAGCACUGAUAUCCAAUUGACUCCUAAUACAAACGCUGACGUCAAACUCACCCCUGAAUUAACCACUGAUAUUGAACUCUCUCUUGAUCCAAACACUGAGUCCAAAAUCACUCCCGAUCUAACCGCUGAAAUUCAACUCUCUCCCGAUCCAAGCACUGACCUCAAACUGACUCCCGAUCUAACCACUGAUAUUCAACUCACCCCCGACCCACACACCGACCUCAAACUCGCCCCUGAUCAAAAUGCCGACCUCCAAUUAAUUUCCCACCGAAGGACUCACCUCAAAUUUCACCCCAUCCAAAGCGUGAAGGUGAUUGUCAGCGCCGAUCCAACUGCUCACCUCCCGUUCAGAUGCGAUCCAAGUACCGGUGUCCACUUUGACCCCAAUCCAACGUCCGACCUCCAACUUAAUCGUGAUCUGAAAACCGACGUAAAGUCCGACCAUGGUCCAAGCACGAGCCUCAAGUCUGUGCACGACCAAAACGUCGAGGUCCAACUCCAUUCUGAUCCAGACGCUCACCUCGGACUGGACCUCGCGCCUGAUUUUGAAUGCGACAACGAGGCUGAUGCCAAGGAACCAGACCCUGACCUGCACCUCGAGCUGUCACUCGACCUCGACGUGGAUAAAUCACCCCGGCUCGAAGCCGGAGGAAGCAUCGACUGUCGCCUCCACCCUGACUCAAACGUUGACCCCGCCGCUGACCUCGAGCCCGUGGCGGUGGCGAUCGCCGCCCGACGUCGCCCGGCGGACAUCGAGGAGAGAGCCGGAAAUUCCCGCAUCAGGGGCACCACGUUUAGCAUCGGCUCCAAGUUGGGGACAUCCCUCGUAUUCCACUGGAGCCAAAUCGCUCAUGAACAAGAGCCCCCCGGAAACCGUGGGGCGGACGCAUCACGGUCCGUAUUGCAGGCGCGACGCUGCGGAUCGGAGGCCCGGUUCUUCGGAUCGGAGGAGGCGCGAGGCUCUGGAUCGGAGGCGCGGUUCUUCAGGUCGGAGGAGACGCGACGCUCCAGAUCGGAGGAGGCGCGGUGCUCCGGAUCGGAGGCGCGGUUCUUCAGGUCGGAGGAGACGCGACGCUCCGGAUUGGGGGCGCGGUUCUUUGGGUCAGAGGAGGUGCGACACUCAGGCGACGGCAGGCGGCCGGAGCAGAGAGACUUCCACUGGGAUUCGUGGAAUCCGAGGCAGCAGACGCGGCCGGGGGUGAUCCGGAAGCUCGUGAGGCGCGGCAGGAAGUCCGCCCCACAGGAAGUCGCCUUCACAGCGGCGGCUGUGAAGGCUUCGGCCUCGUCUAUUCAGUCCCCAUUGGGUGUCAGACGAUCCACCAGUCCCGUUAACUUUUCUGUACCGGAAGCCCCAAAUGCCAUCCCGCGAUCGCGGCCUGGGGCCAUCAAAAGGGUCGUCCGCUACAUUGAGCACCGCGUGCCCAAGGGUCAGGGCAUCCCGCGGGACGAGCGGUUCUCUCCGCCGCUCGUGCACCAUUCCCAACGGAGCAGUCGCCUCUCCAAGCACGAGUCCUGGCCCAGGACCAAGGGAAGGCCGUCGAAGUCCGAGCCUUUCCAAUCGGACACAAGGUGUCUGACGCUGCCCUUUCAGUUCUCCAGCCCGGAGGUGCGGGCUCCCGCCCCUGCGUCCCGUCCCGGGGCCAUCAGAAGGGUCACCCGUUACGUCAUGCACUCCACUCCGAAAAAAAUCCACGAUGUCUCGUGGGAAGGUGACGAAGGUCUCCCGGAGGAGGUCGCAGGCACCCCACCGACGGGAGAGGCCCCUAGCUCGCGCCCGGGGGGCACCCCUCCGUUCGAUCCGCGGGGAACCCCUCGACGGCCCCCGAGCUCCCUCGCCUCCUCCGACUCGGACGGCUCUGGCGGCCUCCGGGUAAUGGUGAGGGUGGCGCGUACGGAGGGGCGCAGGCACCGGCCCGCUCCACUCGUGGCGCUGGGCCGCGGCGUGGUUCACGUGGCCAGGCCGUCGCCGCCGUCGGCGCGUGGCAGUCGCCGGCGAUCGCUCGCUCGCCGGUCGUUCACGGACGCCCGCUGCGCUCGCCUGCCACGCAGGGUCUGGCUGUACCGGACCCUCUGAGCUGUAGGAGAGUGUGACGCCGCGCCCAUUGAGGCUGUGAGGGAUUUUGUUUUUUUUCAUGAGUUCAAAGCUAGGCUGUAGGAGAGUGUUUAACACGCGCGCGGACUUCCGCGACCACUAACAUAUAAGCCACUCAUAUUUCAACAUUCGCCUUCGAGGUGUUGGCUGGUCGGACGGCUCAAAUAAUUAGGAGGGCACUUAAUCUGAAAAUAAAUAUACAUCAGCUUGUUAUCCAACAAUCCCAUAACAUAGCUUACGAGGGCAACCCUACACCGCAAUCCCCACACUGCUGCUGAUGAUGAUACCCCGUGGUGGCUAGGAGAUGUUAACUACCUCACCUGGUAUACAGGAGGUCGUGGGUUCGAUCCCGACCCUGACGCCUGCUGUAUAU